AUGUUUCCGCCUUCGGUUUCAGGGUGUGAUAAUCAAGUUAAAAACAAAUUUGAAGGCAUAAAGACUGCUUUAUCGUUUACGAAGAAGGCUAAGGAUGUCAUUGAUCCUCACACUAGUAAAACCAUGGUGAAUGUUAUGUUGCCUCCCACGAAGCAAGCUAAAAGGAUUAUGCUUCACAAAUGUUUACCAGAAGGCACCUUAGUCUCAAUGCAAUUCUGGGUUUAUGAUGAGUCUAUUGCACCGAAAGUGAUACAAUUGAAAAAAAGCCAGUACCGCAUUGUCGAUCCCAAGGAUUUGUUGAGGUUUGGAUAA
Molecule: messenger RNA, 312 nt
Organism: Lactuca saligna
Lineage: Eukaryota; Viridiplantae; Streptophyta; Magnoliopsida; Asterales; Asteraceae
Source: the annotation of a GenBank genome assembly